GGACUGCGUGAGAUUUAUGCUUGAUGAAAAGUGAAAAUUGGCAUAUUUCUGGGUCUCAUUAGUGAUUCGUCUAGCUGCAGAGGCUCGGGGCUACGAACCCUGAUCGAGCAAAUAACUUGGAACGGCUCGUGAGGCGAAAGCUAGAUUGAGUCGGCUGCGUUUUUAAGAAAUUUCCCGAGACGGGCGUAGAAAAUCACUCUGUGAAGGCGUCUACGUAAAGUGAAGUUGACUAUACGAACUAUUGACUCUGAGUGUGAGAUCCGUGAGAGUGUCAGUGUCUCGAUUCCGGCCGUCCCGGAGCAAAGUCGCGGCCGAAUUCAGCCUCCUGUGUUGUGGAAGCGAGAACGCUUGUGCAUCGAGUAGUGGUGACGAAGAAUUUGUUUUGAUUUCUGUGCGUGAUCUGUGGCUUACGUGCACUGUGGAAUAAACGCUUCAGUAUAGUGCCAGCCUAAAACUCUACCAUGGGAUCCUCGAAGAAGAGUCACAAGGAGCGAAAACGCAGCAAAAAGGAUUGGCGCUCCAGGUCUCAGUCGAGCUCGAGCUCUCAAUCAGACAGCGAAAUCUACGAACGACGCAGGAAAAAACCUCAAAAGGACUCUAAGGAAGACCAACCCGACAAACACGAGAGGACUCAUUCGGACGAGGAGGAGAGGCAUAAAGAUUCGUCGAAGUACCGUGAUGAGAAAACUUCUCAUGGCGAGAGAAGGGAUCGGAGAGAGUCAGGGAGACCGGAAAGGGAGAAGAGGCGGAGCGCAACGCCAGAGUUUCGAGAGGCUACUCCUCCUGAUGGCAAGGAGAAACUUUCGAUGAGUAUUGAGGAAACAAAUAAACUGAGGGCGAAGCUGGGCUUGAAACCGCUGCAAACCGACGAUGGAGCAGACGAGAAGAAGGGCAGCGGGGAGAACAACGAAAUAUUCGUCAGAACGGAAAAUAUUUCCGACAAGAAAGAGGCGGAAGCUUUCCGCGAGAAACUUCGCUCGCUUCGCGACAAACAGAAGAUUAAAGAAAAAUACGGAAAGGUUAAAACUCUGGCCGACGGCGACGAAGACGACGACGCCGAAAAAUGGAUCGAGAAGUCUCGGAAGCUGCAGCAGGACAAAGCCAAAGCAGCGGCUCGAGAAAAACUCCUGAUGGAGAUGGAGAAUGAAUUAGGUGUUGAUGAUCUCGUCAAUAAAGAGUUGUCUCUCAAGAAGGAGUACACCGCCAAAGAUCUCCGAGGAAUCGAAAUCGUGCACAAACAAGACAGAAUCAAGGAAGGGGACACAGUUGUUCUCACACUGAAAGACCAUGGCGUAUUGGAUGAAUCGGAAGACGUUCUAGAGAACGUUAAUCUCGUCGAUGACGAGAAGGCCGAAAAGAGUGUCUUGAACAAAAAGCUAGGAAUCGAUACGUACAAUCCAUACGACGAUGUCGACGCCGACGAAUUCGGCAUCGUGCAUAAAAAAAGCGUGCUGUCGAAAUACGACGAGGAAAUCGAUGGCGCGAAGAAAGAGAGCUUCAAGAUAGGAAUCAAUAAAGAACAGCGGAAGCAGAAAGAGCUCGAGGAAAUCCGUGUGAAACUCUCCAAGCAGAAGGAAUCCUUGGUGCUCCCAGAACCUGCGCUCGCUCGAGACUACAUGACCGGAGAGGAGAUGGCCGCCUUCAGAAAACCUAAGAAGAAGAUCCGCAAGAUCCGCAAGCGCGAGAUUCUCAAGGCUGACGAUCUUCUGCCCUUGGGCGAUGAGGUGACGAAGGCAGACCAUGGUUCGAGGAGUCAGAGAGUUCCGAAACACGACACCGAGGAUGAUCUGAUCGAGCCUGACCAGGAUCUCUCAAACUUCAAAGUCGAAGACGAUCUCCCGGAACAGCGUUAUCGCUCCCGGCUCCAGAAAGCUAAAAAUAUCGUGAAAGAAGACCUCAUCGUACAGAAGGUGGCGGCACAGAUCGCUUCGAUUAAAGACGAGCCCGAAGACGACGAAAAUAGCUCAGGCGUUCCCUUCGCCCCCUCGAUGAUCAUGAAUUCCACGGCGGAAUUCUGUCGAACUCUCGGCUCGAAGUCUACAUACGUCGCUAAGGAGACAGACGAGACAAAGGAAAAGUCCGCAUUCGACGAAGACAUGGAAGUCGAUCAAGAGCCUGAAAGGACUAUGGACCUAGAAGAGGAGGAGGAAUUGAAAAAUACGUGGUCCGAGGUGGAUCCUUCAGUUCAGCAGAAACAGAAACAAGCGCAGCGGGCUCCUCAUGCGGAAGUUAUUCCUGUACAUCUGGAAGCAUUCCCUAUCCUCGAAGCGGAACCGAAUGUCGCACAAGGCGUAGCCGGCGCCCUUAAACUUGCGCUCAAGAAAGGUUUCAUCGAGGACGAGUCGAAGAACAAUCCCGCCGCGGUCAAGAAACUCCAGGAUCUCUCAGCAAAGAAUUAUCAAAUCGAGGAGAAGUAUUACGAUGACGAAGGACGAGGAAGGAGAGGUGGUGCUAACAACCAUAGCCAUGGACCUGUUUCGGACUUCAGGGAUAAGUCUAAUUACAAGCCCGACGUCAAGCUAGAUUACAUUGAUGACAGCGGUCGGCUGCUGAACCAGAAAGAAGCCUUCCGAUAUUUAUCGCAUAAAUUCCACGGGAAGGGUUCGGGGAAAAACAAGAUCGAUAAACGUCAGAAGAAAAUCGAGCAGAUCAAGAAACUGGAACAGAUGUCCAGCAGUGACACACCCCUAAAUACGCUCAAGCUACUGCAGGAAAAGCAGAAACAGCAACAAACGCCUUACAUAAUGCUCAGUGGAGGUGCAGCGAACACUUUGAGUGGUCCCAGCGGUCUGAGCAAGAAAUGAAUGUAUCCUGCCGAUAAGAAAAGGUCCAGCAAGUGUGAACCUUGUUCAAACCUUGACGGUGUCUCUGUAGCAUCAAAAUGUGUUUUGAAUCAUCAAAGAAUGGAGGACUUCCGGUUCUCUUCCGCGGUGACGUGUACGAUAGAAUCGCCAAAACUCUAGUUUUAUUGGAGCAACUCAGGGUUUACGAAGGACCCAUAAUAAAAAUAUCAACCA
Molecule: messenger RNA, 3017 nt
Organism: Galendromus occidentalis (western predatory mite)
Lineage: Eukaryota; Metazoa; Arthropoda; Arachnida; Mesostigmata; Phytoseiidae
Product: U4/U6.U5 tri-snRNP-associated protein 1
Exons: 7
Coding region: 462-2804 (780 amino acids)
Biological process (GO): mRNA cis splicing, via spliceosome; maturation of 5S rRNA
Cellular component (GO): U4/U6 x U5 tri-snRNP complex
Source: RefSeq, a predicted model, not a curated record